Molecule: messenger RNA, 1839 nt
Organism: Fimicolochytrium jonesii
Lineage: Eukaryota; Fungi; Chytridiomycota; Chytridiomycetes; Spizellomycetales; Powellomycetaceae
Product: Snf7-domain-containing protein
Exons: 5
Coding region: 182-1702 (506 amino acids)
Biological process (GO): late endosome to vacuole transport via multivesicular body sorting pathway; vesicle budding from membrane
Cellular component (GO): multivesicular body; ESCRT III complex
Source: RefSeq, a predicted model, not a curated record
AGAUGUGCGUGUCGCGGAAUUCUUGACAGCUUUUGCUCUCACGUCACCCGCAGGCAAAGGGACAUGAACUUUCACAAACUGUGUUCAAAACGCAGCACAUUAAGCCUCACCACAGAGCAGGACUUUCGAUAAUAUCCUUCAAGAGCCGGCUUCCCUAGCAACAGCGCACAGGUACCCAGCCAUGAUGGGCGCCCACCUCCCCCCCGUCCGCUACCCCACCCUCGACGCCUACCUCAGCGCAACCCUCCCCCAAUGGACUGGCACCGACCAGCCCUCCCUCGACAAGAUCCAAGCCCUAUUCCGCAAGUUCCCGCCAACCCGAACCAAGCUGACCGCGCCGGCGUGGGAUCAGAAGAUGACGUUCUGGCGAAAAGUGCUGUUGGAAAGUUGUGCGCUGGGAUUGUUGGGCGAGCAUUUGUCGUGUUUUGAUACGGAGGGGUUGGAGGAGAGGUUCAAGAAGGGCGGGGUGAGGCCUGAGGGGUUGGGUGUGGUUUUGGGUGAAAUGAUCAAGAACGGAGAGCUCGUGCCGCUGGCGACCUUCAAGCGGACAGAAGGGUGGGGAUCAUGGGCGCUCUCCAAACUGGUCGUGGCACCCAUAUCGUGGGGUAUCUCGCAAGUCAUGGGAUCAGCGAAGAAUACGGCGGUGGACGUACCGAGAGGGGCGUAUGUCGUUCCGUCCGUUGUCAAGGACUCGUCCGACACGUUUCUGAUCAACCUGCGGAACGAAGCGCAAUACGCAGUGGACCACGUCAUGAGCCAGGCCGAUUUCGAGGCGCAACUGGUAGAGGAGAGCAGCCGGAACGGGCGCAAACCGUCGGACCUCGACAUGGAUCUGGCGAGGACGUUUAUGGAGAGGAACGGGGAUCUUUUGUUUGAGGAGGGUGGAAUGAGCAAGGACGAAGGGAUUGUCAAGAUCAAGCCAGCGCAGGACAAGUCGAACUCGAAGUUCGCUAUUGGUGAUACCGACCGUGGGAUCGUGAAGAUGAAGACCACCGUCAAGAUGCUGCAUAUCCAGGUGGACGAACUCGAGGCAAAGACGGACGAUCUCACAAAAAAAGCCAAAGAGCGUCUCCGCGUCGGUCAAAAAGAACGCGCACUCUACCACAUCCGCCAAAAAAAAGCCCUCACAGAUCUCUUGAAAAAGCGCAUCAACUCCCUCGAAACCAUCGAAGGCAUCAUCGCCAAGAUCCAGACCGCCGAGACCGAAUCCGACGUGCUCGCCGCCUACUCCCUCGGCUCCACCUCCUUGAAAUCCUUCAUGGCCUCGUCUGGCUUGACCGCCGAUAACGUUGAGGAGACGAUGGAUGCGUUGCAGGAUACGCUUGCGGACCAGGCGGAGAUUGAUAUUGCGUUGGAGAGCGGGCAGAAUGCGGUGUUGGCGCAGCAGGGGGUGGCGGAUGAGGAUGAGUUGGAGGAUGAGUUGGAGGAGCUGUUGAGAGAGCAGUUGAGGGAGAGGUUGCCGAAUGUGCCGACUGCGGAGCCGGUUGGGGUCCAGGUACCGCAGCGGUACACGCAGCAGCCACAACAGCAACAACAACCGCAGCAGCAGCAGCAGCAGCAGCAACCAUCCAUUGCGAAAAAGACAGGACGGGAAGAAGAGUUUGCGGCCCUUGACGCCGAACUCGACGCGAUGCUCUUGGCGGAAACAAAAGCCGCUUCGAAACCCAAACCCGCUGGAGAACCGGCGAUGCUUCCCGCAUAAGUUAGGAGAUAGGAUGGCGCUUUCCUGGUGCCCCACCUGUUGCCACGAUAGAAAGCUUUUCAUCGGAACUGCACCUUACCCAGCGUCCUUGCGCUGUUCUUCAUACGUAUGUGCACAGUGGCGAUCGCUUAGACGCC